AAAGCUCAGAGUGAAGAGACCGUUCAAACGGUUCCAGUGUCCGUGGAGAAAGUGUUUUUAAGGAAUAUAAGAGUGAAGAUAUAAACAGGCAGAAACGAACUCUAGUAAUAGAGAAAAAAAUGUGGGUCAUCGUCUUAAUUGGUCUCUUGACUCAAGGCCUGGCGACACAAGUCUCCUACGGCUCGAAGAGCCCCUCAGGGUCAUCAAACGAACCAAAAACCCAAUGGUCCUGGCAGGAGCCCACGGCGGAAGCCAGCAAUGAUGACGCUUCCUUCCAUCCUUUGAGCUUUUCCAGUGGAAACGCUAAUAUUCAAUCAGGAUCCAGUGGAGUUGCGCACGCAGUGUCGGACCAACAAUCGGUUGACCGGACAGUCGAUGAUAUUCUGGUUUCCUACCGACAGGGACGUAAUCUCCCAGGAUACGAUGACUUGUACUCAGACUCCGAGAUCAAGAACAUCCUCCAGGUUGGCAACGACACCGUAGCACGCUCCUACAUCCAGGACAAGCUCUGUUCGCUGGGUCUGAUGAACUGUGAAAACCUGGAAGGCAGGCGUCCUUACUACUCUCCCCACCGUGACAUUCACCCCCAGGAGAUCAUCUAUGCCCAACCAGUUACAAUAAAACCAGUGGGACGUCCUUUGCCGGCGAUUCCAAUUCGUAAACCCGUCGGCUACGGCCCUCCAAAACCAGUGCCAGUGCCUCCAGGUUUCGGUUCAGGACCCCCGGGACCCUUUCACCCCGGUCACAGUUUCUCUGGUCCACCACCGUCUUUCUCAGGCCCAGUCUCCACCUACCCCGGGUCUUAUCCAGCCUACAAGAAGCCCCCGCACUUCCUGAACAACAAACCCAUCUACGAGGACCCUGGACUCGACGGUGAAUAUGAUUUUAUUCCCGAGAAUAAGCACGACUUCCUCGAGAAGAAGCAACUUAUCCAUCCAAGCACAGGAGUGCAACAGCAUGUACAUCAUCACUACCAUCACGGUGACGACAAGACAUCAUCGGUGAUAACUGGUACCCCAGGAUUGGCUGGACCAAUUCUCGGCCCAGGACCACUCAGCGGAAAUUACGGUUACGGUAAUGGUGGAACUUAUGGGCAACAUUAUAAUGACUUUGAUGAGUACAAGAAGACAUUCAAAAUUAAAGAAACACCUGGAGGUAACAGCCUCGACCCCGUCGACGGCACCUCCAGUUACGCGAAUAAAUAUCCCGCUUAUGAGAAGCCCAAGAGGGAUUCGUUCUUCAACGGCAAAGGAUUCGGAAGCAGCGAAGGAACGGGAAAAGUUCUCACUGGAGGAUUCGGAACUAAUGGCUUUGGAAAUGGUUUUGGCUCUGGAAACACUGGAUUCGGUUCCAAUGGUUUUAACAGUGACAAUGGGUUCUCCUCUUCCAACUAUGACGAUUGUGUCUGUGUACCAUACGAUCAGUGUGCCACCAUCGAUCACGCUGGUCGCAAAGACGAUCUCUUCCUGCCGAUCGAUCCCAGGAAUACCGGAAAGAAUAUUGAGGCUGAAGGAGAGGACGUCGUUGUGACAGAUGCCAACGGUGCGAUGACUGUUGUGCGUGUUGCCAAAGGAGUCAAUGCUACUGAACAAGCUGAACAAAGAGCAGAAUCUGCUGAUAAGAAGAAGAAUGAGAGUAACAGGCAGAAAAGAGAAGCAAAAGCUGAAGCCAAGAGCGAUGGAGCAACUGACAAAGCAGCUGUAGGACAAUCCCGAUUGCUGGGUAACAUUGACUCGUCGAAGCUCAAUGUCAAACCAACGUGGGGAGUGAGUUUUGGUUUGCCUCAGGGUGGUGGUGGAUACCCAGUGAAUCCAUAUGGUGGAAAUCCUCUUCAGAACCCAUACGGUGGAUACAAUGGCGGUGGAAAUGGUGUUAAUCUGGGUCUGGUGUCGGUGAAUCCACUGGUUGCACUUCAAGUUGGAAAAGAUGAUUAUGGAGAAAAAGUGAUAAAGCCAUUUGUUAAUCUCCACGUGACGCCGAAUCAAGGAAUUGUCAACAAGUUUACGGAUCUCUUGGCUUACAAGAAACAGCAGUUACUGAGUGGAUACGGACAAUAUCCAGGGUACCCUGAUCAUGGACAUUAUGCUCCACAUUAUCAUGGGCCGCAUUAUGAGCGGCCUCAGCAGCACUUUCACCAACAUCACCAUCAACAUCAGCAGCAACGUCCUAGUUGGCUUGGGAAUCAUGGUAACUAUGGAGGAAAUUAUGGGGUAAACUAUCACGGUAAUUAUCCGGGACAUUAUGAACAUUAUCCUGGAAAUUACGCUGGUAAUCAUGGACACUACAACGGCUACAAUCGCAAUGAUGAGGACUACGAUUAUUCAGAUCUGUCGGACUACAAUGACUACGGAAGAAGCAGAACAGGGAACGUCACUGGAGCAAGGAAACAAACUCAGAGCGAUCAGAACAGAGGUAGCAAAGUGGCAUUCAGGGAUAGAAAGAGACGUGACGUUGGCGAGGUGAACGUUCAGGAGAGACAAUUCGGACGACCGCCCGUGUGUGGACCACGUCACGUUUGCUGCAGGAGAAAUCAGAUUCAUCCCGGAAGCUCACAUCGUCCUAAAGCUGGCCAGUGUGGAGUCAGAAAUGGACAAGGUAUCAAUGGAAGAAUCAAGACUCCAGUUUACGUUGAUGGAGACUCGGAAUUCGGUGAAUACCCCUGGCAAGUGGCCAUCCUCAAGAAAGAUCCCUCGGAAAGUGUUUACGUAUGUGGUGGUACAUUGAUCUCCCCGAGGCACAUCCUCACAGCUGCUCACUGUGUCAAAACUCACUCGAGUCACGAUCUUCGCGCCCGUUUGGGCGAAUGGGAUGUCAAUCACGAUGUGGAAUUCUAUCCAUACAUCGAACGGGACAUUGUCAACGUGUUCGUUCACCCCGAGUUCUAUGCUGGAACUUUGUACAAUGAUAUCGCAAUCCUGAAGCUUGAUCAUGAUGUUGACUUCGAAAGAAAUCCACAUAUCAGUCCCGCCUGUUUGCCUGAUAAAUUCGAUGAAUUCUCGGGAACUAGAUGUUGGACGACAGGCUGGGGUAAGGAUGCCUUCGGGGAUUUCGGAAAAUACCAAAACAUUCUCAAGGAAGUCGAUGUGCCUGUUAUCAGCAAUCAAGUGUGUGAGAACCAGAUGAGGAGAACAAGACUCGGACCCACUUUCAAUCUCCACCCAGGAUUCGUCUGCGCCGGUGGCGAGGAUGGUAAAGAUGCUUGCAAGGGUGAUGGAGGUGGUCCCAUGGUCUGCGAACGCCACGGGGUGUGGCAGCUCGCUGGGGUCGUCUCCUGGGGCAUUGGCUGUGGACAGCCAGGUGUACCUGGUGUCUACGCACGAGUCUCGCAUUACCUCGACUGGAUCAGACAAGUCACUGGACAGUACUGAUAAUAACGAGAUGAUAAUUGAUUUUUGUAUUUUAUUUAUUUAUCAAUAUUUUACACGUUUUACGGAGAUACAUGAACACUGCUAUUUAAAAUAGAUAACUUAUUGUAUAUAAUUAAACAUCUUUUCUGUUCGACGCGAUUUGAUGUUCUGCCUGAGAACGACUGUUCUUUAUUAUCAAUAUGUAGCGAGUUUUCUAUUGUAUAAUUCGGAUUUAUUCCGGAGUGACGAGUAAUGCAUUUUCUUUGCAAUUUGUCUCAGAGAAUUAUUGAAUAAACCAUUUAUCAAAUCAAAAGAUAAAAAA
Molecule: messenger RNA, 3669 nt
Organism: Diachasmimorpha longicaudata
Lineage: Eukaryota; Metazoa; Arthropoda; Insecta; Hymenoptera; Braconidae
Exons: 8
Coding region: 120-3368 (1082 amino acids)
Biological process (GO): proteolysis
Molecular function (GO): serine-type endopeptidase activity
Source: RefSeq, a predicted model, not a curated record